Nicrophorus vespilloides is the source of this 1001-nucleotide messenger RNA. RefSeq names its product MAGE-like protein 2. The transcript is spliced from 2 exons. NCBI's taxonomy places the organism in Eukaryota, Metazoa, Arthropoda, Insecta, Coleoptera, Silphidae. Bases 235 to 954 code for a protein of 239 amino acids. The record is from RefSeq and is a predicted model, not a curated record.
UAUAUGUAAAUUAAUCGUAAUAAACUGCAUUAGAUCAAAUGUGCAGAAAACUUUUUAGGUUUCUUCGCUACAAAGGUCAAAUAUUUGAUGAUGGAUCAUCUGCAAGACAAAAAAAAAGAGAAAUUUUCUGCAUAUUUAUUUGUAUUAAUAGUCGCAUCACAAUUGUGCAAUAGUAAUUUGCAGUAUAAAUUCGAGAUUACCCAUAUUUAAUGUGAUUCAAUCAAAUGCCUCGACAUGCGGAGGUCGCUCUUGUUUUUGCUUCUUGCGGGCAGUGUUUGUUGUUCUGACUUUCACCGGAUCGAGAAGAGGUCUUACGAGACCUACGAGGAUGUGGACGAUGUACCUGAUUUGGGUAAGACGUCGGUUAUCCGAGGGCUGGCGAUCGAGAAAAGGGUUUUCGGAACGAACACCGUCUUUCGGCCAAGACAAAUGUUGCAAAAUAAUGGAAUAAAUAGUGCUGGAGUUAUAACGAUUACGAAGGAAGUAGCAGUUCGUGUGCCUCAGCCGUAUAGGGUUACCGUGACAAAGGCAGUACACGUACCUGUUCCUCACCCAUACCCAGUGUUUGUGCCAAAACCGUAUCCGGUUCCGGUUAAAGUGGAAGUGCAAGUACCUGUGCCCCAUCCGGUUCCAGUGAAAAUUAUUGAAGAAGUACCCAUCGAAAUUCCGGUUUAUGUGAAUGUUCCCGAUCCAGUCAAAGCCGAAGUGCCAAUAACAAAACCGUACCCGAUUAUAAAACACGUCGGUGUUCCAUCGCCUGUAUUAAAAAAUGUACCCAUCCAUCAAGGACAACAUCCUUUUAAAACAAUACUUUUCAAUCAUUUCCGAAAUAAAUUAUCCAAGUACAUAAAUUCCCCAUUAAACGGCGAAUUUAACGGCUAUGUACCCAGCAAAUUCGGCGGCAUUUACGGCAGACAAGGCUACAACACGUACGCCUCCAAAUGGAAAUGGUGAUUGAAAUUUAGAGAUUAUUAAAAAAAGUGAAUUACAGGGUUUAGAAA